Nomascus leucogenys (northern white-cheeked gibbon) is the source of this 1017-nucleotide messenger RNA. RefSeq names its product crystallin gamma N (gene CRYGN). Gene Ontology annotation, molecular function: structural constituent of eye lens. Gene Ontology annotation, biological process: lens development in camera-type eye; visual perception. Lineage: Eukaryota; Metazoa; Chordata; Mammalia; Primates; Hylobatidae. The record is from RefSeq and is a predicted model, not a curated record.
CACAAUGGCGCAGCGCUCGGGGAAGAUCACUCUCUAUGAGGGCAAGCACUUCACGGGGCGGAAGCUGGAGGCCUUCGGGGACUGUGACAACUUCCAGGACCGGGGCUUUAUGAACUGAGUGAACUCCAUCCGCGUGGAGGGCGGAGCCUGGGUCUGCUUCAAUCACCCCAACUUCCGGGGCCAGCAGUUCAUCUUGGAGCACAGCGACUACCCCGACUUCUUCCGCUGGAACAGCCACAGUGCCCACAUGGACUCCUGUCGGCCUGUAGGAAUGCACGGGGAACAUUUCCGCCUAGAAAUCUUCGAGGGUUGCAACUUCACGGACCAGUGCCUGGAGUUCCUGGAGGACUGCCCCUUCCUCCAGAGUAGGGGCUGGGCCAAGAACUGCGUGAACGCCAUCAAGGUGUACGGGGAUGGAGCAGCACGGAGCCCUAGAAGCUUCGGAGCUGAGGACUUCCAGCUGAGCAGCUCUCUUCAAUCAGAUCAAGGGCCGGAAGAGGCCACCACAAAACCAGCAACAACCCAGCCACCUUUCCUGACUGCAAACCUCUGAGCCUGGAACCGAUCGACAUGAAGCCACAGCAGAUCUUCAGUCAAAGCCUGUUGGAUGAAUUUGAGCCCAGGGACGUCAAAAAAAAAAAAAAAAGAAAAGAAAAGAAAAGAAAAAAGAAAAAGACAAACUAACAAAAAACUUGUCGAAUGAGACGGUUUUAAAGGUUUAGCUCCAGAGUUUCAGUUUGUGAAGAUGACAGAGUUCUGGAGACAGACAGAUGGUGCUGACAGCCGCACAACUAUGUGUGUGCACUUAAUGCCACUCAACCACACACUUCAAAUGGUUAGGAUGAUAAAUCGUAUGUGUAUUUUGCCAUAAUCGAAAAAAAUUAACUCCUUGUUGCUGAGGUGCUCAGGACUGUGGGAGGCAAUGUGGGAAUGAAGGCCCUCCCUGGAUCUCAGGGAACCCUGUGGGUCUCCUGUGCAACCAUGCCCCACAUUCCCUACCUGAAGAAGCUGUCUGUC